This is a messenger RNA of Rhinolophus ferrumequinum (greater horseshoe bat), 2313 nucleotides long. RefSeq names its product mesothelin-like protein. Bases 38 to 2140 code for a protein of 700 amino acids. Lineage: Eukaryota; Metazoa; Chordata; Mammalia; Chiroptera; Rhinolophidae. The record is from RefSeq and is a predicted model, not a curated record. Gene Ontology annotation, biological process: cell-matrix adhesion. The transcript has 15 exons. Gene Ontology annotation, cellular component: cell surface.
CCUUUCUGCCAGGACAACCUGUGCACACCACACAGCCAUGGGCCCCAGAGCAGGUGUCCCGGUAAACCCAGGCCUCAUCCUCUUCGUGUGGCUCACGGCCCACUGCUCUCGUCCCCAGGCUGAGGGCUUCUCCCAGGGAGGACUAGAUGCCAGCAGGGCCGACACGUGGGCCAGUGCCAACACCUCCCUCCUGCAAGGCUUCUGGUGCCAGCCAGCCAGCCAGCUGUCCCAGGACCAGCUUUCAGCUCUGAUCAGGAGGAUGGCAUCGCAGCAGGUGCUCCUCAAAGCCUGGCAGCUCAGCUGCCUGGCCAACUUGGCUGCCCGGCGUGGCCUCCAGGGUGACUUCGCACAGCACCCACCUGACCUGUUACUCUUCUACAACCUGGCGCAGGUGAGGGAAGCCGACUGCCGGGCCUUCACCCGCCGUGCAGCUCAGGGGGACAUGGAGCUGCUGGCCAACCUGCCUGACCAGAGGGCUGCCCUCCAGCACUUGGCCUUGGCCUGCCUGGGAGGGCCGCCCACUCGGCUCAGCGCUUCCGACCUCCUGCUCCUUGGGGUCCUGGUAUGCGACAUGGACGCGUCCAGCAUUGUGGCCUCGGACCCCCAUGUGCUGCAGAACCUGCAGCGCUGCCCCCGGCUGACUCCUGCCCAGCAGGCCGCCCUCAACACACUGCUGGCCAGAGGGAGGACCAUGCUCGGGCCCCCCAGCUCUUGGAAUCUGGAGGGGCUGCAGGCUUUGGGACCCCUGGCCGCCUACAUCAGCCCAAGCCUAUGGAUGCAGGUGCAGGAGGCCGUGGGCCUGGCCUUCUUCGGCAGCAUGGUGGCCACAUACCGGGCAGGGACACUCAGCCAGCGGGAUGCCAGGCGCUUUGUCACCAGUUUCCUCGAAGCCAAAGCCAAGUCAUGGUCCUCACGGCCCAAACGAGGCACAGGGAGACCGUGCGUCCGUGGCAACAUCACGGCAGCCACGCUGCAGGACAACCUCUUCCUGCUACACUACGACUGCUUGCAGCUCGAGUCCUGCCUGGGGAGCCGUGUACUCAGGGCCAACUUGGACCCGCUGCUGCAGCACCCACUGCCUGCCGAGUGCCAGCGUGUCGUCAAGGCCAAGCUGGCUCGGGUCUACCCGAGCGGCAUUCCAGAGGAGCAGCUGCAGCUCAUCACCUCGCUGGUCUACCUCUACUCCUUCACGGAGAUCGGCCAGUGGAACAUUACAUCCAGGAACACGGUCAUGGCCCUGCUGGCCUCAGACGUGGCCCUGGAGAACCAGACGGAGGCCAUCCUGCAGAAGUUCCUGGACCACAAAGGCAGGGUCACCAGUGCCCUGCUUGUGGCCAUUGGGGGUUCCCGCCUCUGUUGGAUGAGCCCCCAGCAGAUCCAGGCCAUCCAGCCUUCCGAGUUCCGGCUGGCCGGGGCCCUGGAUAUCUCCUCCUGCCCCCAGAGCAGGAAGAAUGUGCUCUACACCAAAGCCCGAGAGGCCUUCGGCAGCACCGGGACCACGGCCGCCUACUACCGCUUCAUGCGCCCCUACCUCGGUGGUGCCCCGGUGGAGGAGCUGCAGUACCUGGCCCAGGCCAAUGUCUCCAUGGACAUCCACACCUUCACCAACCUGAACCCCCAAGUCCUGCAGAACCUAAGUAUUGACAAGGUGACGACGCUGCUGGGCCAGAACGUGGGGGACCUGCAGAAGGCACGCAGCCACCCAGCCAUCAGCUCCUGGCUCCGCAGCCUGAACAGGUCGGCCCUGGGUGAGCUGGGCCUGGACACGGACCCCAGCGGCCCCAGCGGCCCCACCCGCUUGACCACUACGAUCCCCAACACCAUCCCGUGGGCGCCCCACCUAGCCACCACCUCGCGCAGGCCUGGGAAGGAGGCCCCCACCUCAGGCAGCCCACCAGCCCACCUGGGGUACUUGCCACUUGCUGUGGCCCUGCCCUCUAGCCUCCUGUGGCUGCUGUAUUGGGGCACCCUAGGGCCCGGUGGGGACUGCUCACGGGGCACCUGCAUGAUGACCUCCGAACACAGCGCUGUCCCAGCACCACAUGCAGGAAAACUGGGGCUGGUGGAUGGAGCUGGACACCUGCCUAGGCCUCCGUGCAAACCCCGGGCCCACACGACCUGGCCGUGUCCCACAUCCUAGGGGCCCGCAGGGCCGGUCCCCACCCACACCCAGCUCCCAGGACCUGGAUCGGACUGAGGGCCUGGGCAGACGUCAGCCAGCUGAGGGAGACACUGCUCCAACCCUCUGGCCUCCUUCAAGACGAAGAACUGGGGGUGGCAAGCAUGGUACUUACUUCACUGAUUAACUUAAAU